Molecule: messenger RNA, 839 nt
Organism: Saccostrea cuccullata (small rock oyster)
Lineage: Eukaryota; Metazoa; Mollusca; Bivalvia; Ostreida; Ostreidae
Product: cell division control protein 42 homolog
Exons: 4
Coding region: 136-762 (208 amino acids)
Biological process (GO): endocytosis; Cdc42 protein signal transduction; establishment or maintenance of cell polarity
Molecular function (GO): protein kinase binding; GTP binding; GTPase activity
Source: RefSeq, a predicted model, not a curated record
ACAAACAGGAUACAAGGAUUCUCGUACUUCCUGAUGGCAAACUGAUCGCCAUAAUGAAACAAAAAAAUGGACCUAAUAUGUCAACAAAAGUAAGGUUGCAAGUAUGAGGUGAAAUCUUUGAAAGUGGAGGUUAUCAUGCAUAGCAGAGGUUCCUCGGCUAAGUAUCAAGUCUUGGAAUCCUCUAGUCUGAAAUGUUGCAUUGUGGGUGAUACAAAGUCGGGCAAGACAGCCCUCUCCUAUCGUAUGCAGGCUCAGGAAUUCAGGGCCGACUACUCGGCCACUUCUUUCGAUAAUUAUUCAGUCACAUCAUUGGUUGAUGGUACGCCAUAUCAUCUAAGUUUAUUUGACACUGCUGGAAAUCACGAUAUGGUCCAGCUUCGAUCUCUAUCUUAUGACAAAUCAGACGUUGUGCUUGUUUGUUUCUCGUUGGCGGAUCCACUCAUGUUUGUGAAUGUGGAGAAAUUCUGGGUAAAUGAGAUCCGCUCCUUUCUUCCACAUACCCCUUUUCUCCUUGUUGGUACUCACCUGGAUUUAAGGGACCAACGAUCUAGUACAGCAGGAGAAAAUCUUGUUGUCUCAGACAUUGUGAUUCCCAGAACACGUGUUGCGGAUAUGGCGACUCGUCUAGGCACCGCGGGAUACGUCGAGUGCUCCUCUAAAACUGGUGAGGGGAUAGAAGAGUUAAUCAAGGAACUAGUAGUGGCUGCCCACUUCCGGCCAAAAGAAAAUACGUCAAAUGACUGUUGCUGCUCUGUGAUGUAAACUUUGAUGUUAAAUUAUAUGCAUGUAUAUUUUUUCUAUAAAAAUUGUAAAUAAACUGAUAAUUUAUAUGAAUAGAU